Messenger RNA from Brugia malayi, 1041 nucleotides. RefSeq lists its product as uncharacterized. The record is from RefSeq and is a predicted model, not a curated record. Gene Ontology annotation, cellular component: plasma membrane. The transcript is spliced from 8 exons. Gene Ontology annotation, biological process: transport; magnesium ion homeostasis. The coding region runs from base 1 to 1041 and encodes 346 amino acids. Gene Ontology annotation, molecular function: transmembrane transporter activity. Lineage: Eukaryota; Metazoa; Nematoda; Chromadorea; Rhabditida; Onchocercidae.
AUGGGAAAAGUAGUGGGAGUAAGACGUGGCUCGGUACAUGACGUGGAAACAGUAAAACCAAACGCGAAAUUCACAAUGACAUUAUUUGGAGCAAAUUUAUGGCCCAGCAGAUAUGAAUCAAUUUGGUUAACUGAUGCAGACCACUGUGUGGAUUCGUUUCGCAUGAAAAAAGCUGUUUACUACCUGAAUGUGGUUGAUGAAUUUUCGUAUGAAAAUGCAUUAGUGGUAGAACAGAAGGAUGGUAUUCCUGAAGAUAACCAUUUUUAUUUGUUAUGUGUUAAACCAUCGUCUUAUAACAAAGCCACUUCAAGCAAUAUACGCGUGAAACUGUUGGCAUCUCGGAGUCCUUAUUGGAUGCCUUUUUCACUGCAAGCAAUGGUUCUUAUAAUCUUAUUGAUGUUAAUAAUGAGUGCUCUUUUUUCGGGUCUUAAUUUGUCAUUCACAUCGGUCGCGAUUAGUGAAUUAAAUAUUAUCAGUCGUGUGGGCGAUGCAUAUAAAAGCCGUCUAGCUAAAAAUAUCAUUCCGGUGCGCAAACAUCUCAACUGGCUCAUUUGUACAUUUACAACAGCUAAUGCAAUUAUUAAUUGUGGAUUAUCAUUGCUACUCGAAAACUUUCUUGAAUACAUAAGUGACGGUAGAUUACCAUUCCUUCCGUUAACGCUUGUGACAUGCAUCAUUACUGUUAUUUUUGGCGAAUUACUUCCACUGGCGAUAUGUAAUCGAAGAGGUCUACAAAUUGCCAGUAAGACAUGCUAUGUCACCUGGUUUACAAUGAUUGUUUUAUCACCUGUUGCUUGGCCAAUUUCGAAGAUUUUAGACAUAGUCCUUGGAUCUCAAGGAUGUGAAGUGUAUGAUAGAAGUAAAAUAGAAUUUUUAAUUUUGGAAGCAGCAAGGACAAGUUCUGCAGUUUUCUCAGAGAUUCUAAAGAAUGCAAUCAAUCUACCAAGAAUUCGAGUUGGUAAUGUUAUGACACAGAUUGAUGAAGCAUUUCUCUUAUCAACAACAGAUACUCUCGACAACAAAGUCGUUUCUUAUGUGUAA